This is a messenger RNA of Jatropha curcas, 919 nucleotides long. RefSeq names its product putative peroxygenase 4. NCBI's taxonomy places the organism in Eukaryota, Viridiplantae, Streptophyta, Magnoliopsida, Malpighiales, Euphorbiaceae. Gene Ontology annotation, molecular function: monooxygenase activity; calcium ion binding. The record is from RefSeq and is a predicted model, not a curated record.
CAAUCAGCAAACCGUAUGUUAAGAAAAAAUCAUCCAAAUCACAUCACUCUCCUCUUUCAAGAUUCUUUCGGCCAUUAUUUUCCGUUUUUCUCCUUUCAAAUUAAUUUUCUCUCCAGCCAAACACAAUCACCUCUCCAUCUCUCUCUUUGCCUAACCUUCCAAAUGGCUUCCCCUCCCAUAACAAACGACAAGCAACAAAAUGUAAAAUUUGUACCAAGUGAGCACAACGUUCUGCAAAAGCAUGUCCUCUUCUUCGAUAGGAAUCAAGACGGCGUCGUUUAUCCAUGGGAAACUUUUCAAGGUUUUCGUGCAAUCGGGUGUGGAAUACUGUUUUCCCUUGCCAGUGCUGUUUUCAUUAACAUUGGCCUGAGCCAGAAAACUCGCCCUGGGAAGACUCCUUCUCUGUUAUUUCCUAUUGAGAUUAAGAACAUUCAUAAAGGCAAGCAUGGAAGCGAUUCUGGUGUUUAUAGCAGGGAAGGAAGCUUUAUUAACGAGAAGUUCGAAGAAAUUUUCCGCAAGCACGCCCGUUCACACAAAGAUGCCCUAACAUCAAGCGAGUUGAUGCGAAUGCUAAGAGAAAACAGAGAGCCUAAAGAUUAUGCGGGAUGGAUUGCGAGCUGGACAGAGUGGAAAACACUGUACAUGCUAUGUAAGGAUAGUGAUGGAUUGCUUAGUAAAGAGACAAUCAGAGCUGCUUAUGAUGGAAGUCUAUUUGAACACUUGGAGAAGCAAAAGCAAUCGGCUAAAAAGAAAGCUGUUAUCUGAAAACGGCAGUGGUAGAAUGGAAUUUCUGAUUGGCUGCAGUUGAUGGAUGUUCUAGAGUGCUGAUUGUAAAAUUAAUUGAUAUUUGUGUGUUUAUUGUAUUAUAGAAAUAUUUUAAAAUUAAUUGCAAAAUUUAUUAUUAUUAUUAUUAUUAUUA